AAAGAAAAUGUCGCGUUUGAUUUCGGGAGUUCGUUCGGCCUUUCGCCGUUAUCCUUUUGUGACCAACAGCGCCAUCUAUGGCAGCCUGUAUGUGGGGGCCGAAUAUUCUCAGCAAUAUCUGUCCAAGCGCUGGUUACCGCCCGCGGCCGAGAAAGAGGAUAUCGAUUAUGCCACAAUAGGAAGAUACGCCGUCAUGGGCACUGCGGCCUAUGCCCCCUCGUUGUAUUUUUGGUAUAAAUGGUUAGAUCGCGUGUUUCCUGGCACUACCAAAACUAUAAUCUUAAAAAAAUUGGUCCUCGAUCAGUUUGUACUAACGCCUUAUUUAUUGACUGUCUUUUAUGCCGGAAUGUCAAUCAUGGAGGGCUCAGAGGACAUUUUCCUGGAACUGCGUGAGAAGUUUGUGCCAACUUUUGUGCGAUCCUGUGUUUUCUGGCUUCCCGCUCAGGCCCUAAACUUUUCCCUGGUAGCGCCCCGAUUCCGUGUUAUUUAUAUGGGUGUUUGUGGCCUAAUUUGGGUUAACAUUCUGUGCUGGACGAAGCGACAGAGCAUCACGAAAUCAAAUUUAGAAACAACAGAAUCGAAAACUUUGAUUAAGAACACCGAGUUAUGAGCUUUGAAUAUAUAAGCCAAUGUAUAUAGCCUUAGAUAGACAUCUACAAUUGAAAUUGGCAAAUAAAAAGAGAGAGAGACGCCUAA
Molecule: messenger RNA, 696 nt
Organism: Drosophila bipectinata
Lineage: Eukaryota; Metazoa; Arthropoda; Insecta; Diptera; Drosophilidae
Product: mpv17-like protein
Biological process (GO): cellular response to reactive oxygen species
Cellular component (GO): mitochondrion; membrane; cytoplasm
Source: RefSeq, a predicted model, not a curated record